Molecule: messenger RNA, 1608 nt
Organism: Lipotes vexillifer (Yangtze River dolphin)
Lineage: Eukaryota; Metazoa; Chordata; Mammalia; Artiodactyla; Lipotidae
Gene: ZNF140
Product: zinc finger protein 140
Exons: 4
Coding region: 91-1413 (440 amino acids)
Biological process (GO): regulation of DNA-templated transcription
Source: RefSeq, a predicted model, not a curated record
UCAGUGACAUUCAGAGAUGUGGCUGUAGACUUCUCCCGGGAGGAGUGGGAAUGGCUCCAGCCUGCUCAAAGAGAUUUGUACAGACAUGUAAUGUUGGAGAACUAUGGCCACCUGGUCUCACUGGGUUUUAACAUUUCUAAGCCACAUGUGGUUUCCUUACUGGAGCAAGGGAAAGACUGGAGAAACCCGUGGCUGGGGAAAGAUGCGAGCAGAGGUCUGUUUUCAGCUUCAGAGUCAAAUGGUGAGAUCAAAGAGUUUUCUCCAAAAAAUGUCAUAUACGAAGAUGAUUCAUCCCAGUAUUUGAUAAGAUCUUCAAAUCUUUCAUUUGAAAGAUUUCUAAGCCAAGGCCUUGAGUAUUCCAAUUUUAAAGAAGGCUGGAAAUGUGAGGGUGAUACUGAGAUGCUGCAGGGAAAUCAGGGAUAUAUCAGGCAAGUGACAGUUUCCCAUCAAGAAGCCCUGUCUCAACAUAUGAAUGUUAGUACUGUGGAGAGACCCUAUGGAUGCCAUGAAUGUGGAAAAACUUUCAGUCGGCGCUUUUCCCUUGUGUUACAUCAGAGAACUCAUACUGGAGAGAAACCAUACGUAUGUAAGGAAUGUGGGAAAACCUUUAGCCAGAUCUCAAACCUCGUAAAACAUCAGAUGAUACAUACGGGAAAGAAACCCCAUGAAUGUAAAGACUGUAAUAAAACAUUCAGUUACCUUUCAUUCCUCAUUGAACAUCAGAGAACACAUACUGGGGAGAAACCCUAUGAAUGUACCGAAUGUGGAAAGGCCUUUAGCCGUGCCUCAAACCUCACUCGACAUCAGAGAAUUCACAUAGGAAAGAAACAGUAUGUAUGUAGGAGAUGUGGGAAGGCCUUUAGCAGUGGCUCUGAACUCAUUCGCCAUCAGAUUACACACACUGGAGAGAAACCUUAUGAAUGCAUUGAGUGUGGGAAGGCAUUUCGCCGUUCUUCACACCUUACCCGGCAUCAGAGUGUCCAUACCUCCAAAACCCCCUAUGAAUGUAACGAAUGCAGUAAAGCCUUCCGUUGCCACUCAUUCCUUAUUAAACAUCAGAGAAUUCAUGCUGGAGAAAAGCUCUAUGAAUGUGAUGAAUGUGGUAAAGUUUUCACAUGGCAUGCAUCCCUUGCACAACAUAUGAAAAUUCACACUGGAGAAAAGCCCUAUGCAUGUACUGAAUGUGACAAAACCUUUAGUCGGAGCUUUUCCCUCAUUCUACAUCAGAUAACUCAUACUGGAGAGAAGCCCUAUGUAUGUAAGGUAUGCAAUAAAUCCUUCAGCUGGAGCUCAAACCUUACUAAACAUCAGAGAACACACACUCUAGAGAACCCCUAUGAAUAUGAAAAUUCAUUUAACUACCACUCAUUCCUUGCUGAACACCAGGGAAUUCACACUGUAGAGAAAACCUAAGAAUGUAUGGAUUAAAAAAAAGCAGCUAAUGCCUUACUUUGACUUCAGAGAACUCUUGGAAAGAAGCCUUAUGUGAAUGUGCUUAUUGUGAUGAAAUGUGGUCUCUGCUUUAUUCAGUAUUCUGGAGAAAAACCCAAGGAAUGUAUGGGAAAGCCAUUAAUAGCUGCUCAUUCUUUUUGUAAUGCCAGAAGACGA